Messenger RNA from Harpegnathos saltator (Jerdon's jumping ant), 2719 nucleotides. RefSeq lists its product as uncharacterized. The record is from RefSeq and is a predicted model, not a curated record. Bases 169 to 2175 code for a protein of 668 amino acids. The transcript is spliced from 13 exons. Gene Ontology annotation, molecular function: oxidoreductase activity, acting on the CH-OH group of donors, NAD or NADP as acceptor. Gene Ontology annotation, cellular component: cytoplasm. NCBI's taxonomy places the organism in Eukaryota, Metazoa, Arthropoda, Insecta, Hymenoptera, Formicidae.
AAUUUGAUCUUGUGUGCGAUAAACGAAACAAACGAUUGACGAUAGAUGACGGAGAAUAGGCGAAUUUAUUUUGAGGGUUGGGAGUGGGAGAUUAGAGCGAUGUCGAGGUAUUCUGUCGUGAUGUUGGAUUUUGGAAUUACCUGUAAGCGGAGAAGAUGAGGGGAGGGCAUGUCGGUAUGGUUGAACGAAGAUAUACUGAUAUUUGAGAGCGUCGGAUCGUCUCGCUCGGUGAUGUCCGUGGUUGAAGUGAGAGACAGAUAUAAGAGCAGACAACAAUCUUUAGAGAAGAUGGAGAUAAAAGGGCGAGUUGCCCUUGUGACAGGAGCCGCUGCCGGUAUCGGCAAAGCAUGUGCCAUCGAGCUGUUAAAUCAGGGUGCCAAGGUGGCCAUUUGUGAUAUUAACACCGAAGAAGGAGAGAAGCUGGUGGAGACAUUGACCGCGAAAUAUGGUAAAGAUCGCGUGAUCUUCUCGCAAUGCGACGUCACAGAUUACCCGCAAUUUGAAGAAUCGUUUCAGACAACGAUCGCCGAAUUCGGUCAUAUUGAUAUCGUUGUUAACAAUGCUGGUAUCAUGAAUGAUCGAUUUUGGGAGCUUGAAGUAGACAUUAAUCUCAACGGAGUGAUUCGCGGCACUUUGCUCGCUCAACGGUUUAUGGGCACGGACAGGGGCGGCCAGGGUGGAGUCGUUAUUAAUACUGGCAGCAACGUCAGCAUCAACCCUUACGUCAGCGUGCCGAUUUACUCCGCGACGAAAGCGGCCGUCGUCAACUUCACCAGGGCUUUCGGGGAUCAAUAUCACGUGGACUUGACGGGCGUUAAAGUGAUGGCACUCUGUCCAAGUGCCACAGAGACCAAAUUAGUGCGAGACGUCGGCAGGAAGCUUCUUCUAGCUCGAUACGAGGAUGCUUGGCAAAGAGAUACAGCUUCGUCAGUCCCUCAAAGGGUGGAACACGUGGCGAAGGCGUUGGUACAUGUGUUGAAUACCGGCAAGAGCGGAAGCGUGUGGAUGGUGGAGAAGGAGCAGCCGCCGCACGAGAUCAGCUUCUCGAAGCACCUCAGACAACACAAGGAGUGGACUUACUCGCUGGCUUUGGUUCCGCAUCUACGCGCCUUCUUCAUCAUUCUUUUUUUGUUCCGUGCUUCUUACCUAUCGGCUCGCGAAUCCGAUCUUGUUUACCUCGAGAGCAGGUUCACAUUAUCCAUAUCAGAUUCGCGAAUGAUAUUCUAUCACCAUCGGCUUCUCGAAUUUCAACAUCUGUGGCUCGCUCCCAGCAGUAUCCGGCAGAUUUAUUUGCGGAUCGGUGCUCGACGAGAUCGUACCUCCAGUGCGAUCGGGAAAUCCGCGAAUUGCAUUCGCAAGGGAGAACAUCGAACGGACUUAUCCAACAUGGAAAUUCAGGAGAAAAUCGUGCUUAUCACUGGAGGAGCCAACGGGAUCGGUUAUUGCACCGCUCGGGAAUUACUGCGAAGUGGAGCAAAGGCCAUUGCAAUUGUAGAUUUGCCCGAUUCGAACGGUGAACAUGCCGUGGAGGAAUUGGAGAAGGAAUUUGGUACGGAUCACGCGAUUUUCCUCCCUGGGAAUGUGGCAAAUGCUGACGAACUUACAGCUUGCUUCAACAAGGCGAUAGAAACGCUUGGCACGUUGGACAUUGUUAUCAACGGGGCUGGGAUUAUGAAUGAUGCCGAAUGGGACUCGAUGGUUGAUAUUAAUUACAAAGGAGUUGUAUGUGGCACAAUAUUGGGUCUGAAUCAUAUGGGAAAGCACAAAGGCGGAAAAGGUGGUACUAUCGUCAAUAUGUCCUCCAUAGUCGGUCUGAAGGGCAAUCCGAUCGCACCGAUUUACGCCGGUACGAAAUUCGCCAUCCUUGGAUUUAGCUCAUCAUUACAGACUUUUUACGAGAAGACCGGUGUACGCGUGUUGGUGAUAUGUCCUGGUCUCACGAAUACUGCCAUGGCGACGAAAUUCAUGUCUAGCAAAAUCUAUGCCAUGGACAUCCUCGAUGACGAGAUUGCUGCGAAGGAGAUGACAACAAUGGAUGGCCAAUCACCUGAACACGUGGCAACUGCUAUUGUAGAGUUAAUCGAAAAGGGAGAAAAUGGCACGAUUUUCGUUAGCGAAAAUAAUCAACCCUCAUAUGCUGUGAGAUUACCGUCUUACACGGAUCUCAAAGUGUGAAAUUUACACGGCCAAUUAUCUUUGGUACACGGACACCGGCGUUAUGAAGGAAGAUUUCACUUUUACGAUUUUUAAAUACAAGCAUCUUCUAAUUGGGAUCAAACACCGAAGAUGAAUUCAAUAUAAUCGCAAUAUAAAAUUUAUGAUUAUUAAGAAUCUAUUUGUAAAUUUGUGCAUUUUAUUCACUAAACUUUGUCUUUAUGCAACGAGAUUAAUAUAUCAAUUUGUAUUUAUACAGAAGAUGUUAUAUAAAUUAUUAUAACUUUCAAAUUUUUUCAUAACAUGAUUAUGCUGUGUGAGUUAUGAAAUUGUAUAAGGAUAUUCCUCAUCUCUCUACAAAUAGCUUGCAGCCAUAAAUAAUCGCUUACACUCUCUUCAAGCUCGAAUUAACUAAGUAAUAUUUUACGAAAAAGUCCUUUGUAACAAUUGGAAUAUACAAUUAAUAGCAGUGAACAAUGUAGCUACACUGUUAUUUUAUAAGAGUAAAUAAAAGAGAACAGAUAGUAGUAACAAUAUAAAAUAACAACAAAAAAUAUUGUUUGUU